Messenger RNA from Chlamydomonas reinhardtii, 13459 nucleotides. RefSeq lists its product as uncharacterized. Lineage: Eukaryota; Viridiplantae; Chlorophyta; Chlorophyceae; Chlamydomonadales; Chlamydomonadaceae. The record is from RefSeq and is a predicted model, not a curated record. The transcript is spliced from 13 exons. The coding region runs from base 131 to 13282 and encodes 4383 amino acids.
UGAAUAUAUGAACGCAAGCUAGGUGCGCUGUGCAGGGCCGGCUGUGGAAACCUGUUGCCAGUUUGCGCGCGACUUGGGGGCUUGCUUCACACGGCCAGUUUCUUGCGCGCAGGUCUGCCAGUGGGCAACAAUGUACCCUCCACAGCAACAUCAACAGCUGCAAAAGUCGGUGCAGCAAGUGCCAUCGGCUUCGCAGCUGCUUGGUGCGCAUGUGUCCAACCAAUCGGGCCUGUCGCUAAUCCUGAAAAAGGAACGGCAGCGCGGGCAAAAUGGUGAUCCUCGACCCCCAUGGCGGCCUGCUGGUCGCGUGGAGAAGACGGCAGAGGAGCUCGCGCUGCUGGAGAACGGCGGUCCAAGCUACGUGACCAGCCCUGUAGGCAGCCCGCGCAGCUCGGUGCCGCACUACUUUGCCGGGCCGCCGUCCGUGGGAGGCCCCGACUCGGGCGGAGCGCCGCGCCUGUUCUACCCCGCAGACUUCUCCAGCGCGGUGCCACGACCGGACGGUGGCUUCCCACCGGCGCCUGCCCUGGCGGGUCCCGAGCGCCGCUCCAUCAGCCCCACUUGGAUGGCUGCGGCUGCAUCAUCAAGGCAGCCGGCCGGAGCCGGGGCCGGGGCCGGCCUGCAAAACAGCAUGAGCACGGUGGCUGGGCCGACUGGCGUGGGUUUGAUUCAUCAGCCGCCGGGCGGGACAGGGUUGUUGGGGACCGCCGCAGCCGCUGUCCUUGCUGGGCCGCGCGGGCGCGGUGGAGGCCCGGGUGCGAGUUCCCUGGCAGCGGCGGGUGGCAGCAGCCGGCCGGGUCAGGGACAGCCCUCGCUGUUCACGGCAGACGGGGCGGAGGUGAGCGGGCGCAGUGAGGACAUGUACGUGCGCCCGAGAGCAGCUGGGGGCAGCGGUAGCGGCGGCACCGCACAGCCCGUGGCGUCUCAGCCACAGCAGCAGCAGCAGCAGCAGCAGCAUCAGCAGCCUACCCGCCAGCGUAGCCCCACACGUGAUGCAGCCAGCGGCGGCGGCACGCUGCCCUACCAGGCCUCCCUGGAGGAGCUCCGCCGCAUGAUUGCGGCCAAGGCGGCCUCCGGGGCGGCGGCGGCAGGCGCGGCGGCCGGCCCAGUGGGCACGCGCACCAGCCAGCAGCAAGCCAUCCCGUGGGAGCAGCAGCCUCCGCUGUCACAGCAGGCACCGCCGCAGCAGCCCCUGGGGCGCAGCCAGCAGCCCAACCUGCCGCUGGGGGCCACACAGGCUCACAAUCGCCCUGCUGCUGGCGCUGGCUCUUUGCUGGAGCACCAGCACCAACGCCAAUCGCUUGCUGCACACGGACAGCAGCAGCAGCAGCAGGAUCAGAGGCCCUUGAUGCAGCAGCAGCAGCACCAGCAGCACGUGCAGUUCUCGCACGGCGGCAUCAGCGGCAUCAAGCCCGCGUCAGCUGCGGCGGCAGCGACUGUAAGUGCAGUGACGGCAGGUGCCAAAGGGCCAGGCGGCCCGGCCAGAAACGGGAGGGAUGGACUGGCAGCAGACGCCGUCCAGCAGCACCAGCAGCAGCAGGCUGCGGGCGCCUGGGCUCAGCCGGCAGCGCAUGGCCGCGCCCAGCACACCGCCCAGCAGGCCGCCAUUGCCGCGGCAGCUGCGUCACUGCGCGCCACAGCGACCGCGGCGGCGGGACCGUCCGCACCGGUGGCUGCAGCAGCAUCCGGUGCCGGCGCCGGCGCCAGGCACAGCUCAGCCCCGCGCGUCACAGUCCGCCGGGAGCUGUCCAACCCGCGACAGCUGCCCCACCGGCCCUCAGCUGUGGGCGGCUAUGCCUCCGCCGCGGCCAUCGCCGCCGCGCUGGCAGCCGCCCAGGGCCAAGGCCAGGGCCGAGCAUCCGCUGCCGGGCCCUCGGCGCCCCUGGGCAACAGCGGCGACAGCGGCGAGAACAGCCGUGACCGGGUGGCGCCGCGUGCGGGCAGCCUGGGCCGGGUGCGGACACAGGCUCUGCGCUUCAGUGCUGGCGGCGGUGUGAUGUCCAAGCCAGCGGGGCCAGGGGUGGCGGGUGCGCACCCGCGUCCUCACGGCGGUGCCAUUGAGCUGGCUGAGCUGCUGCAGCAGCACACCACCCACGGCCAGGCGGCGCGAACGCGAGCUGGCAGCUACCCGUUAUUCGCCGGCGUGAGGGGCAGCGGCAGCGGCGCCAAUGUGGGCCGUGCGCACGGCGCUGCUGCCGCCAAGGGCCCGGGUGUGGGUCCGGGCGGCCUGUUGUCUGUGCUGGCGCACAUGCCGCACGCUGCCGUGGAGCGGGCGCUGGUGUCGCCGCUGUCUGCGUCGCGGCACUCUCACCAGCGCCAGCACCAGCACCACCAGCAGGAUGAGGAGGAGCCAGCGGCGGGCUUCCACGCCCAACAACCACCGUACGCCUCCACCUGCUACAUGUACUCGCCGCCCUCGGUGCUUACGGAGGGCCCCCACGUGGUUGCGGCGCCUAACCAGGAGGGCGGUGAGGCAGCUGAGGCGCCUGCCAGCACCGCCGCCGGGCCUGCGCCUGCGCCGACUCCUGUCUGGACGACCGAGGCCGUGAUCGAGGCCGUGAUUGCUGACACGUAUGUGCCAGCGCCGGCACCCGAGGAGCCUGUGGCGCCAGUGGACGAGGAAGUGCGAGGCCGGCUGGAGGGCCUGUUCGACCAGCAGGCGGUGUCGAAGGCGACUGGAGCCCCGCCGCAGCUGCAGCUGCAGACGCUGCCGCAGCAUCCACCUGCUGGUGCUCCUAGUGCUGCUACACAGCCCCUCCAGGGCAAGGUGGGAGCGGCUGCGCCGGCUGCUGCCCCCGCCGACUGCUCGCCGGCUGGCGUCCGCCCCAGUCCCGGUGCCGUAUCCGUGGCGUCGCUGGCUGACAGCCGCCUGUCGCUGCCGGCAGCUGGCCCGGCACCCAACCUAGCGUACCUGUGUGAGUCCUCGCCCGAGGCCAGCUGGCAGUCCUUCCCGCGCAACAGCCACCCGGUUGCUGCUGCUGCUGCUGCGGGGCCAGCAGCAGGGCGCAGCCCGCCAGCGUUGCCAGUGCCGGUGGCGGCAGGCUCGGCGGGCGUUUUUGCGGCAGCGUCCCCGCCCGCACGCAGCGUACCUGUUGGCGGGCUGGAAGGUGGCGGCUUUGCGUUUGAGGUGCCGCCCCAGCACCAGCAGGCGAAGCCCAGUCCCUCCGCGUCGCGGCUUGUCCUUGCGCCCGACGCUCGGCGCAUAGACACCAUACCGGCUACGGCACCCGUCAUCGUGGCAGAGCCGGCCGCAGGGGAGGUAGGCAGCAGGAGCACUACUACAGCUAAGGCCGAUGUCGAGGCAGAGGCCGGGGAUGCGACUAGGGGUCAUGCCGAGACUGAGGCGGCCGGCAUGCAGCCGUCCUUUGCCAGUGAGGUAUCCCGCGAGACGGACGAGAUGGCGGAGCUACUGCAGCUCAUGGCGGAAGAGGCCGUGCAGCUGCUGCUCACGCCGAACAGGCAGCAGCAGCAGCAGCAGCAGCAGCAGCAGCAGCUGCAGGAGGCGCCGCGUGAGCGCGGUGGGCAAGACCAUGUGAAUGAGGCAGGCACGGAGUCGGGAGAGAACUCGGGAGAGCGCAAGCCAGCUGCGAAGGAAGCGGAACUCGCACUGGCCGCAGCUGCAGCCGCACCUGCCGCGCAGCCAGCACCGGCAGCUUCGCCCGCUGCCGCCAGCCCCGCAUCCUCAUGCGGGAGUGUGCAGCUGCGGGCACCGCAACCGCAGGCGCCGGGGCGCUACGGCCAUGCUGCUGCGCCACCGCCCACCUCCGCGGCGGCCGGCGCCCCAGCCGCCCCAGCCGCCUCGCCCCAGGCCCCCGACACCUGCUGCAGCGGCACCCGGCGCCCGGCUCCGCUCAGUGAAAAUGGGGACUUGGGUGCUGCUGUGUUGAACCCUUCGCACGAGCAUGCGGGGACGGGCGUUCCUGCUGGGGCAGCGCUUGGGGCCGGUGCAGACCUCGAUGGGGCGGGCCCGGCUGCUGCUGCUUCGGCUGCUGCCGGCGAGCUGCCUGGCGAGCUGUCUGGCGAGCUGCCUGGCGAGCUGGUUGGCGAGGAGGGCGUGGGGUCCGAGGUGGAGCCGGAGCUGGAGGACGAGGACGAGGACGAAGAGGAGGCGCUGCGGGCCAACCUGGCCGAGAUCAUGAGUCAAGCCAUACGCAUUGUGCCGCUGGCCACGGACCUCGGCGGCGCCAACAGUGCCGCACCGCAGCUCAGCGGCGCCAGUUGCGGCAGCAGCGGCCUCCGCCUGCAGGCCGCCGACCCCACCACCUGCCAGUCUGCCCAGGAUGAGGCCGCCGCCUACUCGCCCAGCCGUAGCCCCAGCCACAGCAGCAGUAGGUCCAUGUCGCCGGCUGGGGGCCGGGGUGUGGCCAGCGGUGCGCCGUCGCCGUUCAACCCGCAUGGGCCGUCGCCGGCCGCCGAGGUGUCGUUCGCCUCCACGCUGUCGGAGGGCGUGUCGGUGCCGCCCUCCCCGCUGCCAGCCGUGUCCGUGGAGCUCGAGGAUGAGGGCGAGGCAGGACAGGCGGGGCAAGGGCAGGGACAGGGGCUGGCGGGGCAGCAGCUGCAGCAGGCGGCAGAUGGGAGUGCUGACUUCGAGCUGGAGUCGCCGCCCCGGGCGAGUACGCAGCACCUGUACUCGCUCGGCCGUGGGGCGGUGGAGUUCGGGGGCCAGGCGCCACCUGCAGCUGUUGCCGUGCCGCCACCUGCCGACCACUGCAUAGUGGCAGAGCCCGCAGCUGCUGCAGCUGCGGCGGCGGUCCCGGUCACAGCGUCCAGCCCAGUCGCCUCCACCACAUCUCCUUCGUCGGCUGCCAACAACGAGACUCUCCAGCGUGCCAGCGUGGUGCCUGCGCGGUCGCAGGCUGCUGCGGGGGCCGACGAUAUGGCCACUGGCGAUUCAUUAGCCGGCCCCCGCCGCACCCUGCUGGCAACGUAUGUUGAGCCGGCUGACGAGGCAGCACGGGGGCCUCUGCCGCAGCAAGAGGAGGUGCCUAGCCUCAGCCUGGGGCCGGACGCCGCAUCCACUGCGCAUACCAGUGCUUCCGGGGCCGCCACCGGUUUGGAGGUCUCGCACCCGGAGCACCCCAGCAAGCGACAGCCGCAGCGGCAUCAGCCAUCUGAAGUGGCGGCCGGGGCGCGGCGGGGCAACCGGCUGCAGCUGCGCCUGGCGCCGCCCUCGCCCCUGGCCGUGGCCGAGUUCAGCCGGCAGCAGCAGCCCCACCUGCCAGACCAGAACGGUGGUGUCAGCGGGCCGCAGGAGCAGCAGUUACACCUGCACCAGCACCAGCAGCAGCACCAGGACGCACGUGGGCCGCCUCCGGGCCGGCAGCACGUGGGCCGCCUGUCCACCGACCGCCUGCAGUUCCUGGCCUCAGGCGGCGGCUCCGCAGGGACGGGCAUGGAGGGCCUGCCCGACCUGUCCGUGUCCGUGGCGGCACAGAGGCGGCGCUUCGAGCAGGCAAGGGCGGAGGCGCGCGGCAGUGACACCGGCAGCGCCCGUACCGCCGGCAGUGGCAGCGGGCUGCGCGGCUCGCUGACGGGUCGCUGGCCGCCGUCUGCGACUGCGAGCGGCGCCGCCGCACAUGGCAUGCAGCCCGACCCCCUGGCGCCGCCGCCGCCCUCUGGCCCCAACUCCGUCCGGGCCCCUGCGGCUGCCGCUGCGGCUGCCGUGGGUGCGGCGGUAGUGCAGCUGGCUGUUGAGAUACAAGCAACACACGCCCAACCGCAGUCGAACUUGGGUGAUAAGGCCGUUGCCAGUGCUGCUUCCGAGGCGGCACCCGCCUCCUCCCCUCCGCCACCUGCUGCUGCCGCUGCCAACUGCUGGGCAGUGUUGUGCUCCUUUACGCCCGCCCGCAUGCCCGCCGCCUCCAACCACGCAGCGGCCUCCGAGCUCCUGGCCUCGCCGCAGUUGCCAGCCACAGACACACCCAGCGCCUCCUCCGCCUCCUCCGCCACUGCCGCCACUGCCGCCACCGCCUCAGCCACCCGCAGCUCCGGCCGCGUGGCGGGCAGCGGUGGCCGGGCGGUGUCGGGCAUCCCGCGCGCCCCGCACCUGCACCUGCACCAGCAGGAUCCCGGCUCGCACUCGCUGGCCGCUGCUGCUGUGAGGCCGGGCACCAGCGCCUCAGCCGCAGCGACCCAGCCGGGCGGCGGCGCUGAGGGCAAGGCCAGCGCAGCCAGCAGUGGCAGUGGCAGCGGCCGGAGCCAGCCCGCUAGCAGCAGCGGUAAUGACUCCCAGCACGCCGCACCUUCGCCCAGUCUCCUUGAGCCCCUGUUUGAAGCCGCCUCGUCCCCUUGGGCUGCGGCGCCUGCGCAAAAAAGCAUUGGUAGCGGGGCUAGCAGCAGCAUUGGCGGCGGCGGCUCACAUGCGGCCGGUGCGCGGCUGGGGUCGAGUGCCGAGGUGGCGGCGUACGGCCUGGAGGACCUGCUGCGGCAGGAGGCGGAGGCGGGCGGCCUGGCGGGUCUGGGCGAGGGCGGCAGCGACAGCGCCGAGGACGGCGGCGACCUGCUGGCCUGGUCCACACGCCGAGUCAUGACCGCCUCCGGGGGCGACCAGCACACCCCGACCUCCCGGCUCGAGCCGCAGCGUGGCGGGUCCGGCCUGGGGUCAGCCGGCGCUGUCGCCACCUUGACCUCAUUCGCUGCGUCUGGUCUGCAGUCGCAAUCGCCCGGCGGCGCCAGCACUCGUGCGGUCUCGCUGUCCACGCCCAAAGCGGCAGCUGCCUCCUCGGCGGCAGUCAGCCUGGGUGCGGGCGGCGUUGAAGGACUGUACUCAGCCGCCAUGCGCACCCCGGGGCCCGCGCCCUGGUCCCAGGCACCUGGCGCGGCGCCCGCGGCACCGCCAAGCAGCGCGGCCGGCAGCAGCGCCUCCAGCGGCGGCAUCUCCCACCACCGCAGUGCAGCUGCCUUCCAGACAGCAGGGAACACGGCCAUGCCGGAUCCCUGGGGCUCUGCGGGCGCUGCUGGCACCUCCGCGGCCAGUGGUGGUGGUGGUGGUGGUGGUGGGGCCAGUUCCUUCACCAGCACGCCCUCAGUGGACAGCCCUGCCGGCCUGCCUCGCCCCGGUGGCGCCACCCGCCCGCUGCCGUCCGCGCUGUCGCCCCUGCGGCCGCUGGAGGAGGCCGCCGUGCAGGCCGCGGUGGCGCAGUCCCGGGCCCAGGCUGCGGCACCGGCGGCGGCAGCUGCCGGGGGCGACCCCGGCUCAGGCUCCGGGCUGGGGUCCAGCUGGCUGCCAGCCUUCGACAUCGACUCGUUCCUGGGAUCAGGCGCGGCGGCGGGCGCAGGGCCGGACCCGACAGCGCCUUCCGGCAGCGCCCGGGGCCCUGGCUCGCGCCGCAGCAGCCACAGCCACGUGGCGCUACCUCCAUCUCCGCCCGGCCCCGCCGCCGCUACUGCCAGUGCUGGUACUGGUGCUACAGCCACUGCGGGCGCGGCUCCUGGCGGCCGCUGGCAGCGCAGUGGCCUGGUGGUGGCCAUACCCGACACCGCCAUGGCGCCCGGAGCCGUCAGCGGGCUGGGAGCAGGGGGCGGGGCCGGGUACGGAGGCGGCUCGGCGGCGGGCUCGCCAGGCAGCGGCGCCUACGGCCACCUGCCUCCCGGUUCCCCGCUGAUGUCGCCCUCCGUGCUGCAGCGGGAGCGGCUGCUGCAGCAGGCGGGGGCGGGGGCGGGCGCGGCGGCAGGGCCUGGACUGUCGGAGCACGAACGCACGCGGCAGGCACUGUGGGACAACCCCUUUAUGCGAAGCGACUGGGUGCCGCGACGUCCCACCGCCUCUCAGCCUACCACGCCUAUCGCCACGUCCCGCCCGGCGUCACCACUGCCACAGCCUAGCGGCGCCCUCACCCUAGGUGUCGCCUCGACUGCCGGAACCAUCACCACCACGACAGCGGCUCCUACUGGCAGCAUCUUCAACGACCCUGUCUUCCGCUCGCACAUGUUGGGUCUGGGGCUGGGCGUCGACACGAGUGAUCAGGUACAGGAGCACACGGCGGCUGGCGGGUCCACGGCAUCUGCCGCCGGCCCAGUGCUCCGGCAGGCCGCCGCGGCAUCAGCCCGCCCCGCCAUAGCCGCCGCAGCGCACGCUACGCCUGCGGCACCAGCUGCCGGCAUGACCGCCGUCACUGCCGCCGCCACGCCUGCCUCGGCGCUGGCUGCCGCGCUGCAGCCCGCCACCCGCACGCCGCCCAGCCUGUCCUUCGCAGUGUACGCCAUGGAGCCGGGGACAGCCGCAGCCGCAGCCGCAGCCGCCGCAGGAGACCGUGCGGCAGUCAUGUACGCGGCACGCAGCACGGCUGCGGGCUAUGGUGCCGGUGGCGGGCUUGAUGCCCCCGCCGGUGGAGCCAUGGCUGCUACUGGCACGACUGCCGCCGCCGCGUCCGCGAUGAUCACCGCCGCGGCCCCGCCCCAGGCCACCGGCCCCAGCAGCCCCAGCCCCAGCAGCGCGCGCAAGAGCUUCGGCUUCCCCGGCCUGGCGGGCCCGGCCAGCUCCCCGGGCGGCAUCAUCGUGGGCCGCGGCUGGGGCCGCCAGGGCAGCCAGCAGCAGGCAGCAGCCGCAGCGGGUGCAGGUGUGGGCGGUGCUGCUGGGGCGGCCGUCAUGGACAGCCCCACCCGCUCCACCGCCGCUGCUGUUACCAUGUCCGCCGCCCUCGGCUUGCUUGGUGGGGUUGAGGCGUCACCUGGUGCUGCCCGCACCCCUCAACAGCAGCAGCCUCAUCAGGGCCAUCACGACCAGGGUAACGCGGAGGAGGAAGAGGAGGAGGAGGAUCAGCAGGAGGCUGAGGAGCGCUGCAGCCCGCCUGGCUCCGCCACCUCUGCGGCCAGUGGCGGCAGCAGCUGCAGCUUCGGUGACGACCUGGUGGCGGCGGGGCCAGAGGCGGGGCCAGAGGCGGGGCCAGAGGCGGGGCCAGAGGCGGGGCCAGAGGCGGAGCUGGGUGCCGACUUAGGUCCGGCGGCCCUGGGGCCCAUAGGGGAGGCAGUGGAGGCCGAAGAGGUUGAGGCCGAGUCUCAACAGCAAGCGCUGGAGGGGGCGCAUGUGGGACAGGACCAGUCCCCGGCGGCCCUAGCAGCUGUGCCUGGCCCCGCUGCGCCCGCCGCCGACCCGCUGGCCGCCCACCCGCUGGCCUCCGAGCUGCCGCCGCUGCGCCGCUUCCCCUCCGUGUGCAGCAGCGGCCUGGGCGGCUCGGGCGGCGGGCUGACGGGCGGACUGAGCGCCGCCAACCUGCGCUACUCGGGCGAAGAUGAGGACGGCGAGGCCGAGGCCGAGGGCGAUGAGGAGGAGGAGGGUGAGGGUGAAGAGGACGAGGAGCUGGGUGGCGAGGACGGGCUGGUGGACGCGGCGCUGGAGGAGGAUCAGCGGGAGGCCACAGGGGCGGCAGAUGAGGAGGCAAUGGAGGCGGAGGCGAUGCAGGGCGUGGGGGAGGCAGAGGAGGAGGCGAUGGUGGCGGAGGUGGAAGACCUGGUGCUCUUCCAGUCCCUGCGGCUGCGGCAAGAGGAGCUGCAGACGGCGGGGGCGGAGGGAGGCGAGGGUGGAGAGGCGGAGACAGACACGGCAGCCGCUGGUGAGGAGCUGCAGGCGGAGGCCGACAAUGCGGGGGUGGACAUGGAGGAGACUGAGGGUAGUCCGCUCAGCCCGCUCGGCUGGCACCAGCAGGCCUCCGCGGCUGCAGCUGCUGCCGCCGCCGCGGCGGCCCACAGCGGCAGUGCCAUCAUCCAGGUGUGCUCGGGCCUGGAGGGCGUGCCCGCCACCCCCGGCCCCGCCGGGUCCUCACAGCGCCAGGUGGAGCGCCGCCUCGUGUUCGACGACCCACCCGCCCCCGACCAUCACCAACACCAUGACUACCAACAGCACCAGCACCAUCAGAAGGGGGCGGAGGGCGAGGUGCCCCCCGCCGGACAGCUGCCGCCGGUGCCGGUGCCGGUGGUAGGCGCGCCUGGGAGCACCGGCCCUGCGCCGCAGGGCUGGGUGCCGCUGGCGGCGCAGCGGACCUCGGAUGGGGGUUCGGCCGGGGGUGCUGGCGAGUUGGAGCUGCUGCUGCCCGCCGGCGUGAGCCUGGACGAGCUGCUGGAUGCGGCGGAGCUGGCGGCGGCGGAGGCGGCGCUGGAGCAGGCGCAGGCGGCGGCGGUGGCAGCGGAGCAGGCGCAGGCGGCGGAGGCGCCACCAGCAGCGAGGGCAGAGGCGGGCCAGGCGGCAGCGUCAGCGUCACCAGAGCUGAAGGUGGAGGCGGAGGAGGUGGCCUCGUCCUGUGGCUCCGCCCCCGGCCCCAUGACGCGGGCGGCUCGGCUGCGGCAGCUGGAUGCUGACCUGAGCGGCCGGGGCGCGGGCCCGCAGGCCGCAGACGCAGGCGCGGUUGGGUGUAUGGCCGAGUGCCCUGGCCUCGGCGGCCUGCUGCACGGCCUUUCCUUCCUGUCGCCCCGCCCCGCCGGCCCGCCACGGCCCGGCCCCGGCGGCUACAUGUGCAGCGCCGCCACGCCGCUGCCCCUGCCGCGGUCCGCCAGCUCCGCCGGCAGCGCCGGGUCGGGCGCCGCCGCCGCCACACCCACCGCCCACUCGGUGUUCGUGUCGCGAGUGCGGCGCACCGCAGCCGCCACGGCCGCAGCGACUGGGGCCGCAGCGGGUGGUGGUGCUGCUGGUGGUGGUGUGGGCUUCGGCACGCCGCUGCUGCUGACCAGCGCCAGCCCCGCACGCCCACAGGGCGGACAGCGCCAGCCCGGCGGCCGCCGGCGUGAGGCGGGCGGCCUGCCCGCUGACCACCCAUGGCGCCCGCUUGCCGGCGCAGUGGCGGACACUGCUGCCGCUGACGACCAGGACGCUCGGACGCCGGCAGCAGCAGCUGUGCCCGGCGGCCGGGCACGCGGCAGCGGCAACGACACAGACAGCGGCUGCAGCAGUAGCAGCAGCCCGCGAGUAGACAGCCGCGCCUUUGGCUCUGGUCAGGGCGGCGCUGACAGUGGUGGCAGCGGCGGCGGCGGCGGCCUGUCCAUGGGCGUGUCACGGCGUGCUGACCACGGCGGCGACAGCAGUCUGCGUGGCAGCGGCGCGCUGGUGAGUGAGGUGCGGCAGCGGCACCUGCUGGACGAGCUGAGGGCCACCUUCCUGCGCCGGUCGCUGCAGUCCGUGGCGCUGGCCGGCACGCCCCCGCACCCGCACCAGCAGGAGCUCACGGCCACUGACACUCACGGAUACGGCCCCGCGCUGAGCGCCGGGGGCGGUAGCAGCGUCCUCCACCACACCACCAGCAGCAGUGGCAGCAGCGGCGACCAGGGUGGCGAUCGGGGCGCCGGCGCGGAGGUUGCCAGCGCCCGCGGCGGCGCUGUGGUACCGUUGUCUGUGUCUGUGUCUGUGGGCACCUCGCCGCUUCAGGGUGGCAGGUGGACGCCCCACCACCCCCAGCACCACAGGACAGGAGGCGCCACCGCCACAACCGGCACCUCCACCAGCCCACCGCCAGUGCAGCUGCCGGCCUCCGCGCGGCCGGCGGUGGGGCCUGCGCCGCCGCCACCACCACCGCCGCCCGGCACUCGAGCGCCGCCGCCCCCACCGCCGCCACCACGCGGGCCCCCCAAGGGCUUCAAGCUGGUGACCCCCACUCGCGAGCAGCAGCUGCGGCUGAAGCAGCUGCACUGGGUCAAGCUGGCAGAGGCGGCGCCAGGCUCUUUCUGGGAGAGCGUGCAGGCUGACGGUGCCGGCGGACUGCGGCCCGAGCUGCGCGACCAGCUCCGAGCCGUGUUCGCACUCAGCGACAACGCCGCGGCACUCAGGCGCCUGGCGGGAGGAGGGGCGGCGGCGGCAGGGCCGAGUGCUGCCCCCAACGGCCCCGGCAGUGUGCGGCUGGUGGAGAACAACCGGGCACACAACAUCAGCAUCGUGCUCAAGGGCAUCCGGCGGCCGCCCUCCGCCCUGGCCGCCGACAUCCUGACGCUGGACGCCACGGGGCUGGAGGGUGAGCAGCUGCGGGCGCUGCUCAAGGCCGCGCCGAGGUCGGCGGAGCUGGCGGAGCUGGCGGCGUACGUGCAGGGCGCGCACCCCGCCUACCCGGGUCUGUCCGACGUGGCGCUGCUGGGGCCCGUGGAGCAGUACUUCCUGGAGGCUGGCCGUGUGCCGUGGCUGUGUGAGCGGCUCAGUGCCAUGGCGCUGAUGACGGGCUUCGAGGUGGGCGUGCGCCAGGUGGCGGACCUGGUGGCGCAGGUGGAGGCGGCCAUUGGCGGCAUACGGCACAGCGAGCAGCUCAAGACUCUGCUGGGCCUGUUGUUGGAGGUGGGCAACACGCUGAACGAGGGCACUGCCCGCGGCGGCGCCCGAGGCUACAAGCUGGACGUGCUGACUCACGUGGCCGGAAUCAAGGGGGCCGACAAGAGGUCCCUGUUGCGCUGGCUGGUGGAGGCGCUGCACCGGGAGGCCAACAGCGGCGGUACUGGCGGCAGUACUGGCGGCACUGGCGGGCCGGUCCCGCUGCACCAGGUGCUGCCGCUGCAGCUGGCGGGACCGGUGCGCGCAGCCGCCAACGUGCAGCUGAGCAGUGUGUCGGUCCUGCUUGAGGAGCUGAGUGGCGGCGUGGAGCUCAUGGAGGGGCAGGUGCAGGCGCUGAGGGCGCUGCUGGACAGCAGGCAGCAGCAGCAGCAGGGGGACAAGCAGCAGCAGGACAAGUACCAGGACGACAUUGGCGAGCCCGCCGCCGGCACCGCUGCCACUGGGUCUGACUCGCCAGCCGCUGUGGCCGCCGAGACGCUGCUGCGGUCGCGCGCUGACGGGCUGUUUCUGGAGCGUUGCGCCGGCUUCCUGGUCGGGGCUCGGCCGGCUGUGGCUGGGCUGCAGCGGCGGUAUGCGGGCCUGACGGAGGGACUGAGGCGCCUGGCGGAGUUCUUCCAGGACGACUUCGACGCGCGCGACCCCGCCCGGCCGCUGCUGCAGCUGCGUGACUUCCUGGCGGCGCUGGACAAGACCGUGGCGGAGCUGGAGGCGGAGAGGCGGCGCGAGGCGGCGCAGGCGGCGGCGGCGGCGCGGGUGGCCGCACUGCGACUGCGCACCACCACCAGUGCCACUGCCGCCACCGGUGCAGCGGCCGCCGGCGUGGGCCCAACCAGCAGCAGCUCCGCGUCGGCCGAUGUGGCGGCCGCAGCUGGCACAACUGGUGCUGCUCAUGCGGAGGCCGUGGAUGUGGAGGUGGAGUCUGUUGUGGACAGGGCUGGUGUGGUCCUUCCCCGGGGAGCGGCACCAGUGGCAGCAGGGGUAGGGGCAGGGACGCCACCGGGUGCACAAGCCGCGGUUGUGGUGCCGCAGGCGGCGGCUUAGGGUGUUGCGGAUGUGCGGGGGAUGCGUUUCUGUGAUGCAGGGGCUGUGGCGGUGGCACAUUGUAUUGUGGUGUGGACAUGUGUGUUGUGCUGAGGAGGCAUGCGUGAUGCACGGAGGCAUUCGGUAGCUGGUCGGAUGGGGCUAAGGCGCACCGGCCCAUUCGCAGCAACUCAUUGG